Molecule: messenger RNA, 2907 nt
Organism: Neurospora tetrasperma FGSC 2508
Lineage: Eukaryota; Fungi; Ascomycota; Sordariomycetes; Sordariales; Sordariaceae
Product: glycogen phosphorylase
Exons: 4
Coding region: 24-2687 (887 amino acids)
Biological process (GO): glycogen catabolic process
Cellular component (GO): cytoplasm
Molecular function (GO): glycogen phosphorylase activity; pyridoxal phosphate binding
Source: RefSeq, a predicted model, not a curated record
CAACUCCCCAUCCAUCUCCUACAAUGGCCUCCAACACCACACAGCGUGUUCCCCUUAGAGAGAGGAGGCCAUCCGUUGGCGCUCCUCUCGUCGAUAUUCAAGGAGGUGUUGCUCCCGCCGGCGUCUCCCGUCCUAAACACAAGAGAACCCUCACCGGCUUCGGUCCUGGAGAGAUCAAGAAUGUUGAAGCCUCCAUCCCCGAGCCCCAGCGCAAGGCUUGGCUCGCCCACCAGACCAGCGGCUUCAAGGACAAGGACGGCUUCGAAACCGAGGUUGUCCGCCAUGUCGAGACCACCCUUGCCCGUAGCAUGUACAACUGCGACGAACAGGCUGCCUACUCUGCCUGCAGUCUGGCCUUCCGUGACCGUCUUAUUCUCGAGUGGAACCGCACCCAGCAGCGCCAGACCUUCGCCGACAGCAAGCGUGUCUACUAUCUCUCCCUAGAGUUCCUCAUGGGCCGUGCCCUCGACAACGCCAUGCUCAACAUUGGUCAGAAGGACGUGGCCAAGGCUGGUCUGGCCGAACUUGGCUUCAGAAUCGAGGAUGUCAUCGAACAGGAGCACGAUGCUGCUCUCGGAAACGGUGGCCUUGGUCGUCUCGCUGCCUGCUUCCUCGACAGUCUGGCUUCCCUCAACUACUCGGCCUGGGGUUACGGCCUCAGGUACCGCUACGGUAUCUUCAAGCAGGAGAUUAUCGACGGCUACCAGGUCGAGGUGCCAGACUACUGGCUCGACUUCAACCCUUGGGAGUUUCCGCGUCACGAUGUCACCGUUGAUAUUCAGUUCUACGGCCAUGUCACCAAGCGCACUGAUGACAACGGCAAGACCAUCGCUACCUGGGAGGGCGGCGAGAUCGUCAAGGCCGUUGCUUAUGAUGUCCCCAUUCCCGGUUAUGCCACUCCUUCGACCAACAACCUGAGACUGUGGUCCAGCAAGGCUGCCAGCGGAGAGUUCGACUUCCAAAAGUUCAAUAGCGGCGACUACGAGAACUCGGUCGCUGACCAGCAGCGUGCCGAGACCAUCAGCGCUGUGCUCUACCCCAACGACAACCUCGAUCGCGGAAAGGAGCUUCGUCUAAAGCAGCAAUACUUCUGGGUUGCCGCUUCCCUCUACGACAUUGUCCGCCGUUUCAAAAAGUCGAGGCGCGCAUGGAAGGAGUUCCCCGACCAGGUGGCCAUUCAGCUGAACGACACCCACCCGACUCUGGCUGUUGUCGAACUCCAGCGUAUCCUUGUUGAUCUUGAGGGCCUUGACUGGGAGGAAGCCUGGAACAUCGUCACUAACACUUUCGGUUACACCAACCACACCGUCCUGCCCGAGGCUCUCGAGAAGUGGUCCGUCCCCUUGUUCCAGCAUCUCCUGCCCCGCCACCUCCAGCUUAUCUACGACAUCAACCUCUUCUUCCUCCAGAGCGUCGAGCGCAAGUUCCCCAAAGAUCGCGAGAUGCUUGCCCGCGUCUCCAUCAUCGAGGAGUCUCAGCCCAAGAUGGUCCGCAUGGCUCACUUGGCUAUUGUUGGUUCUCACAAGGUCAACGGUGUUGCUGAGCUGCACUCUGAUCUCAUCAAGACCACCAUCUUUAAGGACUUCGUCGAGGUCUUUGGCCCUGACAAGUUCACCAACGUCACCAACGGUAUCACUCCCCGCAGAUGGCUCCACCAGGCCAAUCCUCGCCUCUCCGAGCUCAUCUCCAGCAAGACGGGUAGCCAGAACUUCCUCAAGGAUCUGACGGAGCUGGCCAAGAUCGAGCACUACAAGGAUGACAAGGCGUUCCGCAAGGAGUGGGCUGAGAUCAAGUACGCCAACAAGGUCCGCCUGGCCAAGCACAUCAAGAAGACUACCGGUGUCGAUGUCAACCCCUCUGCCCUGUUUGACGUCCAGGUCAAGCGUAUCCACGAGUACAAGCGCCAACAGAUGAACAUCUUUGGCGUCAUCCACCGCUAUCUUACCCUCAAGUCUCUCUCGCCUGAGGAGAGGAAGAAAUUCCAACCUAGAGUUUCCAUCUUUGGUGGCAAGGCUGCCCCCGGCUACUGGAUGGCCAAGCAGAUUAUUCACUUGAUCAACGCUGUUGGAGCCGUUGUCAACAACGACAAGGAUAUUGGUGAUCUGCUCAAGGUCAUCUUCCUCGAGGAUUACAACGUUAGCAAGGCCGAAAUGAUCAUUCCCGCUUCGGAUCUCAGCGAGCAUAUCUCGACUGCCGGUACCGAGGCCUCUGGUACCAGUAACAUGAAGUUCGUCCUUAACGGUGGUCUCAUCAUCGGAACAUGCGAUGGUGCCAACAUCGAAAUCACCCGCGAAAUCGGCGAGCAAAACAUCUUCCUCUUUGGUAACCUCGCUGAAGACGUCGAGGACAUCCGCCACAACCAUACUUACGGCUCGUACACGGUCGACCCCGACCUCGUCAAGGUGUUUGAGGCCAUCGAGAAGGGCACCUUCGGCGAGCCCAACGACUUUAUGGGCAUGAUCUCUGCCGUCCGCGACCACGGCGAUUUCUAUCUCGUUUCAGAUGACUUCCACAGCUAUAUUGAGACGCAGGAGCUCGUCGACAAGGCCUACCGCGACCAGGAGGGCUGGAUCACCAAGAGCAUUGAGAGCGUAGCGAGGAUGGGCUUCUUCAGCUCGGAUCGCUGCAUCAAUGAGUAUGCAGAGGGCAUCUGGAAUAUCGAGCCUUUGGCUGUCAAGGACCAAUAAGGGGCGGAAACACCAACUGGGGAAUGGGAGAAGGAAGAUGAAACGGGGGUAGCUGGAUACCUACAGUAUUCUUGAUUAAUCGUUUGUUGGUUGGAAAGGGGAAUGAGGGGACAUGGGGUUGAUGACUUAGCUUCUUGAUUACGCCGUUACGAUUCACAUGAUCCUAUGAGUGAUGGCUUUCUUUUGAAAUAAGAAAUUCUUGACCUUUUCUUUUUUUUAC